Candoia aspera is the source of this 1964-nucleotide messenger RNA. It is a transcript of the gene TRIM72, whose product is annotated as tripartite motif containing 72. Gene Ontology annotation, cellular component: cytoplasm; sarcolemma. NCBI's taxonomy places the organism in Eukaryota, Metazoa, Chordata, Lepidosauria, Squamata, Candoiidae. The record is from RefSeq and is a predicted model, not a curated record. The transcript is spliced from 7 exons. Gene Ontology annotation, molecular function: ubiquitin protein ligase activity; zinc ion binding; protein binding. Gene Ontology annotation, biological process: protein ubiquitination; proteasome-mediated ubiquitin-dependent protein catabolic process. Bases 127 to 1572 code for a protein of 481 amino acids.
UUCACUUGCCUUCUGCAUCUGUCCUGGGAUGGUCACUGAUCUUUCAAUUCUGCCAACUUGCUCUCUGAACACUGUUGCCUCCCUUGAAUCAUCUUCUGCUCUAGUCCCCACCUCUCCAUCAUCAGCAUGUCCAGCUCCCAGCAACACCUCAUGCAGGGCAUGCACCAGGACCUCAGCUGCCCCAUCUGUCUCAAGCUCUUCCAGUCCCCUGUGACCACAGAGUGUGGGCACACCUUCUGCCAGGCCUGCUUGUCCCGUGUGGCCAGUGAAGAGGAUGGGGGCAAGGUUGCUCCCUCCUGUCCCACCUGCCAAGCCCUCACCAAGGUGGAGCAACUGCGGAUCAACCAGCAGAUGGAGCAUUUAGUGGAGUCCUUCAGGCAGGUGCCCCGUGACCACUGCGAAGAACACCUUGACCCGCUCAGUGUCUACUGCGAACAGGACCGGCAGGUGAUCUGUGGAGUUUGUGCCUCACUAGGCAAGCACAAGGGGCACAACAUCAUUACUGCUGCUGAGGCCCACCAGAGGAUGAAGAAACAGCUUCCUCAGCAGCAGGUCCAGCUCCAGGAAGCGCAAGUGCGCAAGGAGAAGACAAUUGCCCUGCUGAAUCGGCAAAUAGCAGAAGUGGAGGAAACAGUAUCCCGGUUCAAACGCCAAGUAUCAGAGCAGCUGGGGAUAAUGAGGUCCUACCUGGGCGCGCUGGAGACUUCCCUGGGCCAGGAGGCUGAGCGGGUGCAACACCAGGCCACUGAGGCCUUGCAAAACGAGCGCAAAACCAUGACUCGUUACCUGGACCAGCUCAAGCAGAUGGAGACGGUGCUGGGGGAAGUGCAAGAUGAACCACAGACCGAGUUCCUGAGGAAAUACUGUCUAGUCGCCAGCAGACUGCAGAAGAUUCUGGGGGAGUCUCCACCCAUUGCCCGCAUGGACAUCCAGCUUCCCAUAAUUUCCGAUGAGUUUAAGUUCCAAGUGUGGAGGAAAAUGUACCAUGCACUAAUGCCAGCUUUGGAGAACCUGACCUUUGACCCAGCCACUGCACAAGCCAACCUUGUGGUGUCAGAAGAUGGAAAAAGAGUGGAAUGUGUAGAACAUAAGCAAGCAGUGAGCCCGGAUGACCCACAGCGGUUUGACAAGUCCAACUGCCUGGUCUCAUGCCAGAGCUUCUCGCAGGGAGAGCACUACUGGGAGGUGACAGUAGGCGACAAGCCCCGUUGGUCCCUGGGCCUCAUCUCAGCUGAAGCUGGACGCAAGGGCCGCUUGCAUGCAACCCCGUCCAACGGCUUCUGGCUGGUGGGUUGCAAGGAAGGCAAGAACUACGAGGCCUAUGUGGAGCACAAGGAACCCCGGUCUCUGAAGCUGGAGGGAAAGCCCAGCCAGAUUGGCAUCUACCUCAGCUUCGAUGAUGGCAUCCUUGCCUUCUAUGAUGCCAGUGAUGAAGACAACCUGGUCCAGAUCUUUGCUUUCCAUGAGCGCUUUACAGGCACGGUCUACCCCUUAUUUGAUGUUUGCUGGCAUGAUAAGGGCAAGAACAGCCAGCCUUUCAUCAUCUACACCCCAGAGCCACAAGAGCGAUAACUAACCAUGGGCAGAAGUGAUGUUGUAUCUUCUAGACCAGCCUUCUAGAUCAGGCAUCCUCCUGAUAGCACUGUCCAGCAUCUUAGAAUUCUAGGCAUUAUGAUCCCAGGGCCUCUGGAGGACACCAGAUGAGGGAAGGCUGCUAUAAACUCACCCAUUACCUGCUCCUUUAUAACAGUGCCUGGCAAGGUGUGCAGAGAAGCUAUUUCUUACCAAAUGUCCCCAUCCCCCACCAAUUAUUGGCCAUUUUAACUCCACUGCACACAGACUCCUAAGUCAUAGCCACAUCCAAUUUGACUGAAGAAAUGUCCCUGGGCUCACUACAAGUCUGCCAUCAAAAACCUGGAAUCUUGAUUAUUUUCUUGGUUUAAAAAUAAAGGUUUAUUAUCCUU